Synchiropus splendidus (mandarinfish) is the source of this 3532-nucleotide messenger RNA. It is a transcript of the gene mboat2a, whose product is annotated as membrane bound O-acyltransferase domain containing 2a. NCBI's taxonomy places the organism in Eukaryota, Metazoa, Chordata, Actinopteri, Syngnathiformes, Callionymidae. The transcript has 13 exons. Gene Ontology annotation, cellular component: membrane. Gene Ontology annotation, biological process: lipid modification. Gene Ontology annotation, molecular function: acyltransferase activity. The record is from RefSeq and is a predicted model, not a curated record. Bases 302 to 1831 code for a protein of 509 amino acids.
UUGGUUGAAACGACUAUUUCUCCUUUAGUCUAAUUGACUGCCACCUCAUGGGCGAUGACGAGUAAGAAAAAGAGGCUAAAAGCGGAGCGGGUUGAAGUAGCGUGCGCCGCCCUGACGACGUCCCGCUCAUGUGGGAGUGUCCAUCUCGCCUGAAGCGGCUCAUCUUUGUUCGGCUGGGUGACAACCGCUCGGCUCGUCGCAACAACAGCAGCAGCAGCAGCGGCUGAGGCGGCGUAUCGACCAUCGCGGCUGCCGCGGGGAGCGUGAAGCGAAGCGGCGGAUUCACCGAGUCCCAGCGAGCAUGGCGACCCACAGCACCGCAUCCUGCACGGGCUCCACUCUGCUGCAGCCAAUAAGCGAGAUCAUCAACCUCCCUCUCGACCAGGUUAACUUCGUGGCCUGUCAGCUGUUCGCUCUGCUGAUGGCUCUGUGGUUCCGGCUCUACCUCCACCCGAGCAAGACCAGUCCCUUCGUCCGACACGUGGUGGCCACUCUGCUGGGCUUCUACUUGGCGCUCUUCUGCUUCGGAUGGUAUUCCCUCCAUUUCCUGGUGCAGAGCGGACUCUCCUACAGUGUGAUCGUCUUCGCUGGGCUGGAGCACAUGCACAAGUACUGCUUCAUUGUGACGCUCGGCUACCUGAUCGUGUGUCAGAUCACCCGGGUCUACGUCUUCGAUUAUGGGAUGUACUCGGCUGAUUUCACCGGGCCAAUGAUGGUCAUCACACAGAAGAUCACCAGUUUGGCGUUUGAAAUACAUGAUGGGUUGGCGAAGAGAGAUGGACAGCUGACGUCCAGUCAGAAAUACCUUGCUAUCAGGCGGAUGCCCAGCUUACUGGAGUACUUCAGCUAUAACUGUAACUUCAUGGGCAUCCUGGCAGGACCCACCUGCUCCUACAACGACUACAUGGCCUUCAUCGAAGGAACCUGCUACCAGCCGCGCCACCAGGAAAACUCCAACGGCAAGGAGAACGGGAAAUACAAGCAGACGGAGCCGUCGCCCAAGAAAGAUGUCAUCUCCAAACUGUGCACAUGUGCCGUCUCGCUUGGCAUCUACCUGUCGCUGUGCAAGCUGAUUCCAGUGGAGCGCUCCAUCGAGGAGGACUUCGUCAGCACCACACCCUUCUACUUACAAGUCGUCUACCUGUACCUCUCCAUGCUUGCUCUGCGGCCAAAGUAUUACUUCGUCUGGACACUCGCUGAUGCGAUUAACAACGCAGCAGGAUUCGGCUUCAACGGCUACAACAAAGACGGCUCGCCGAGAUGGGACCUCAUAUCCAAUCUGCGCAUCCUUGAAAUCGAGUUUGCAACCAGUUUCAAACUGUUCCUUGAUAACUGGAACAUCCAGACAGCCCAGUGGCUCAAGAGGGUGUGUUACGAGCGCUGUCCCAUCAAUCCGACUGCAGCCACUUUUCUGCUGUCGGCCAUGUGGCAUGGAGUGUAUCCAGGGUACUACCUGACCUUCCUCACGGGCAUCGCCAUGACGAUGGCUGCACGUGCAGUCAGACACAACAUCAGACCACACUUCCUCACCUCCGACUCGCACAAAGCUGUGUAUGAUGUCAUCACGUGGGCAUCGACUCAAGUUGCCAUUAGCUACACAGUAGUGCCGUUUGUGCUCCUGACUGUCGGGCCCUCGCUCAAAUUCUACAGAUCCUGGUACUUCUGCCUUCAUCUGCUCUGCAUCCUGGUGGUCAUGGCGCUGCCGGUGAAGUCGAGGCAUCAUCGGGCCAAAGAGCAGCUGGACGGUGUGCUGAAGACCGACUCACAGGACCAACAGUCGGGCCACAGCAGCACAGAGAACAACUGCAGCCAGAAGGAGAAAGCCACAUGAGGACCAAGAGCCUCGACACCCCUCCCACCCUCCGUCCCUUCAGCAGCAGAAACACUGAGACAAACUGUUCAACAACUGAAGUGCGGCGAGUCGGUUUGACUGGAGGAACCAAAUAUCGGACGUGCUAAGAAUCCGACAGGGAAGAUCUGUCCAAACUUUCAGUAGCAACGGCGUGGAAGGGAUUUGACUAAGGCCAUGGUGUAAACUAAUUAACAAUGGUUGGUGGGAGCGGAGACUUCCGAGCUGCCUUAAACCCUCUAUGUACUUGGCAGGUGAAACAGUUCGCGUAACACACUCCGGUAUGUGGAGGGUUUUUGUCAUUGUCUGGAUUCAAGCCUGCGAGAGGUGGGAUUAAAAGAGUGUGUUGCUAUAACAGAAACAUAACCUUUAUCAUCAGCUGCCAUUUUGAAUUUCAGGCCUUCGAGUCAAUGUUGUUUUGUUUUCUCAACAGGUAUUCACUUCUUUGUACUUGGAUGUUUAACACUAUUCCGACACUCUUCCCAAAUUCUUUCACUUUGUCGUGUGGACUUCCUGGAUGAGUUGAUGAGGAUUUUUUCAUGAAAAAAAAAGUGAGGAACCAAAAUAUUCUUUGUCAUAUCGGCUGCUUUGUUUAUGACCGGAUAAAUUCAAAGGGAGAUGAUUUACCUUUGUGUGUGUGCUCUUUAAGUUAUUAGAUGACCCAGAAACAGUGGAUUCACUGUUGAGCACUUGUCGUUGCAACUCAUAUAGCGAAAGAUUUUAUGAUUUCUAGUCUCUGAAAAUUGAAUGUAGAAUAAACAUGUCAAAUUUGAUGCACAGUGCAUGGAAGCACAAAUUGUAUUUAGGCUAUAAAUUGAGUAAAUGUGCUAUUUUACCUCGGGCGGUGCAGAAAUCUGUUUAUUUAAAUGUGCAACUAUACGUGUCUGACAUGAUCCUGCUGAAUCUGCAGUUCUGCACUGAGCUAGUGAGUUGAUUUCAGGGGUCGAAAAGGCACUGGAUCCUGUGCUACUUUGGUCCAAAGCUAAUGUUGGAAUCAAUUAGCCUUCACGCGUGUAUGAUACUAAGGGUUAAGAAGUGCAGAAACUAGUCCUUCACUGUUGUGAAAAACAGUCCACAUAUCUGAAAAAUGGAAUUAUAAGUUGAAUGUGCUUUGAAAGAGAAUAGCGAGGUCCAUUUCCGUUUACCACUUCUGCAUAUUCCUGCCAUAACUUGUGUGUGCGCGUGCGUGUCGACCAGUGUUCAUGUGAUUUGUACAUGUCAACGUGAUCUCAAGUCAACUAUAUUUGUAGCCCCGGGCCAUUGUUUCGGCGAGUCCGGCCCAUCGAAGGUAAAGGGAUGUCAUUCUACAAGCAUCGACGUGAUUGCACUGCAUGGCCACCAAAACCAGCAGAUCAAUGCAAAACUGCUCCAUAUGUCCAAAGUGCCAAAUGGUGAAUGGUGCAUUCUGUUUUGUGUGUGUGUGCCUUUUGUGCGUGUGUGUGUGUGUGUGUGUGCGUGAGUGCCCGAGUGGCAACACAACGGUUAUUUUUCUGUCAGAGGGAGAUUUAUGGAAAGAUUUGUAUAACAGUACAUUCAAAUUCAAAUUUAUGUGGCAAAAUAAAGAGAGAUUAUUUUUAAACACUGAUGCUGAUGUUUGAAAAUAAAUGUCUUUUUGUCCAUAAAUGGCUUAAUUCUGUUUUUUUCUUUUUUUGGUGUGAAAAGUGUCAGAUGUUAUAAUGAAAU